Messenger RNA from Schistosoma margrebowiei, 3936 nucleotides. The record is from the annotation of a GenBank genome assembly. NCBI's taxonomy places the organism in Eukaryota, Metazoa, Platyhelminthes, Trematoda, Strigeidida, Schistosomatidae.
AUGUAUCUACGUAUAUCGUACUUACGUUUCAGCAUACCACAUCUUUUCAAUGGAAUUUAUCGAAUUAUUAUGUUGAUUGGUCAAAGUGGUAGUUUAAUUAGCUGGUCUAGACCAUUACGUGUAUUUAGAGUUUGGACUCGUUUAGGUACAACAUGUGAAAUUACAAUACGACGACCAGCAUUACCAAUGGCUCCUAUGAUUGAUUUGAAUCGACAUUGUGGAUUUCAAUCUACUGUGGAUAUGAAUAUUGGGAUAUAUCUACAAAAUUAUCUACGAAUAUUAAUAAAUUGGUUACGUUUAUUUUGUAUUGCUGUAAUAUGUCUGGGCAUUCUACCAACAGCUUUAGGAUUAUUAAUCAACUUCAUUUUCAUUGUACCCUUCCGUAUUGGACCCAAGAAAACCAUUAUUAUUGGGUUUUGGGAGCAUUGGAUAUUUGGUAUUAUGCAUUUAAAAGUGGUUAUCUUACUUACUCUUCUUGGACCGCCAUGGUGGUUACGAAAUCGUUUAGAAUUAUUUCAUGAUGAAAUGACACAUCAUCGACAAGAUGCUCGUUGUAUGCGUUUACUUUGGGCAGUCGCACCAUUGCUUGUAACUAUUGGAUUAUCAUUAAGUGUACCAUAUUUAUUAGCUUACUAUACUAGUCCAUUAAUCGGUAAGAUUUUUACCUGGUUGUUAUACAGUGUAUUUUUCAAGAAUCCUGAUUGUUUAUUUUUAUUGUGUUGAUUGCUUUCAAAGAACAUAUAUUCACUGGUUGGUCUAUACUAAACAUUUAUUUGCUUAAUAAAUAAGAACUUUCGUCUAAAUUUGAACGAAUAGUUUCACAAUAUUUGGGCGCCCAGUUUAUGUGAGACAUUAAAGUGGAAGAAUGUAUUUGCGAAAUCUCAGCGAAAGAAUUUGAAGUAAAUCCAACGUUUCGCCUGGUAAUCUGGUCCAAGAUUUUUCAAGGAAAAUAUUUUCCUCGGAUACUACCACUACUACAUUUUGUUCAUCACAAUAUUUGCUGUAUCGAUUUACAGCAAUUCCUAAUUACAGACGACUGAGAUCUACGGGAUUUUUAUAUAGAUCACUAGACAGUUGUUACACUACACUUUAACGGUAAUCCCCUUUACUACGGAAGAGAAAAGUCAGAUUAUGAAAAUUUCCAAAUUCAAGAUAAAUUUAUAGUAGAAUAACUUCAUAUAUAUAACAACAAAGCAUGACCUUGGGAGAUGCAGUAAAAUUAGCAGGAUAGGAUACGUGUCCGUAAAUCUGUAGCGUAUCUACCUCUCGACAUUCAAUCACUGUACAUUAUUAAGCAUUUUCUGUUCACUUAGUGGGCGAGUGUGAAAUAUAGAACCAUAAUUUUCACUGGGAACUUCAUGUCAAGCCGUAACUUCUACUUCUUUUGCUUUUUCGUCUGGCAUAUUCGUUACAGUGGCUAGUUUGUUGAAGAGAUAUGCAGAUAGCUACAAAUAGUUAAAAUGAAAUCCUGAGUGAGAAUUAAUUAUGCUCUUAUUUGCAGCAUUCACUAACUAAAUAAAUGAAGGCUAAUUCGAAAAUGUUAGAUACUGCACAUUAUCGAACUUUAAAAAAUGAUGGUUAUCCUCGCAUAAAAUUACCAAUACAAACGCGAAAACAAGCAAUCAAAUAGCGGUAAAUGUCAGUAGGAAAAACGUUUCGUGGAUAUUUCUACCAUAAAACGUCAGAUAAAAAAGAGUAUUCUUUGAAAAAUAUAUACACAUUCUAUUGACAUACAUCAUCCAAUAUGUAAUUCGAUUCAAACCCUUCCUACUUUGUUGUAUGAACAAUGAGUAAAAAUAAAACCAGCUCAUUUUUAAUUAAUUUACAGUGAUUUGGUAUAUUUUGCCUCGAAUUCGAUGUAUUAAUUGGCUAAUGUGCUUCCUGUAAGGAUUGCUUUAAUAUAGUCGUCAUGAAAAUAAAUAGUAUUAAGUCUAUUUUACGUUCUGUCUCUAUCCAUUUCUUUCCGACUUUUGUGUAUCGUUUUAUACUACUCAUUAAUAUUCAGUAAACAGUUAUAUUCCUAGCAGUUUUUACGCUCAUGUUGUACCGCACAUUUAUCGUGUUCCAUAAUAUUUACAUAUACGUAUGACAUUUAUUGUAUUUGCCAUUUUAAUUACUUUCUCUCCAUCCCUGUAGCAACAUUUCGUAUAGUAGUUUAGUCUUUGUUUGGACACAACAGUUUCCACAUUGUUUGCUCUUGGUUCUGUUUUUGCUUGUUGGUAUCCUGUCAUCAAGAUUAGACAAAGCUAUUAGCUAUCAUUUGCAAUAUCGUAUGUUAUGAUGAUUUUUUACGUUAUUAUUACAGAAAGCCUUUUCUAUUUCAGACGCGUAAGGCGCUACAGAUCUCUCACAAAGUGACGUUUGUGGCUAAUUUAUGUAUAUUAUUCAAUAAAGAACCGAUUUUUAAACAAAUCGCUGUGCGUAUCUCAAAUGUGUGAUUUAGACGCUUCGAUAGAUUUAACAGAUAGAAUAUGCCUAGCAGUAUAACUCAAGACAUUCGUCUCGAUUUACUUGAGGCACGUCAUCUGAAUCCACCUGCAUCCCAGAGUUGAUGUUCACUCCUGUACUUAAACCCAGUAUCUAUUCAAUAUACUCUGCAACAAAAUGUGUCGAAUCGUAAAUCAUUGUUCUCUGUGGAGUUAUGUAUUGUCAGUCAUUGUGAACUAAAUAGCUGUUAGGAAGCAAAUCUUUGACACACUUGAAUAAAUCUACAUAUUUUCAUUUAUUGGUUGUACUGUUACGGAUAGCUUAAAGCGAAAUAUUGAGAAUACGAGCUAUGUUUUGAUUAAUUUUUCCUUAGCACCGUUAGCUAGGUAACCGUGUUUCUACGGCUUCUGAUUAUCGACUUGCAUCUUAUAUUUCCAAUGCAUAUAUGUUUUUGUGUAUCACUGUUAUCUACGUAAUAAUAAUUUUUUAUUGACUUGUUUAUUUCUCUACAGCAUUAGAUAGCGAAGUAACAUUUCGAUAUAUAUAUCCAUUUCUUUUCGCCUUGUUCAUCUGUUCAGUGUUAUUGACUCUGUGUAUCGACCAAAUUCGACGUCUUUAUCUGCAUAUUAAAGAUGAAAAAUAUUUAGUUGGCAAACAACUGCUAAAUUUUCGACCAUCACCAAGUCAAUCAUUAGUUCCAGCAUCAUCAUCAUGAUUAUCCGAUUGCCAGUUAGUUAAUUUGGACAUACACUACUAAUUCACAUUGUCUAGAUAUGUAAAAAUCAUCACUUGGUAUUUUUUGGAAGAAUCCCGCAACUUCACGUUUGGAACAUUUUGUUUGUACUCACUAAUGAUAUUUACUGUUUCUAACAACCCAACAUUUUAAAAAGAAUAUCACUGUUAGAGUAUUAUUUUGCAUAUACAAUCAAUAUACACCUCCCCAACCCGGGCACACAAACAAGUACAGUAAUCAAUGAUCUUUGAUUUAUUCUGUAUUUAAAAUAUUUUUUCUCGGUAAAACAAAGUACAUGUUUUCAAUUUUUUCUUAUAUCAAUUUUCUCGUGCUUUUUGUUUUCACUUGAAUAUGCUUUUAAAAAUAAAAAAAAACAAAGGUUAAAAAGAAUAGCAAAUUAAUGACAGAUGCAUAAUAUAAGCUGCACCAAACCGCAUACGCUCUGAGAAAAUACAUUUUUCUAUUAAUGUGUACACUGUUACUACUAUAGAGUAUAUUACUAUUAAAUAAUAUUGUAACAGAAAUGUAUGUUGAUGCAUUAGUGAAACAGCAAUGAAAUAUUCUAUUCCUUCUGUUUUUUAACUAAUGUGUAAGACAAUUAUACUUGUUUGAUGACCCAUUUUUUUCUACGGACUUGACUUGUACACGUACGCUAGUUUUGUAUCUACUAGUAUGUAGAUAGUCAUACUCUUUCACUGUGUCAAACACUUAGAAUAAGAACUGUUAAAUAAUAAUAUUUAUCGGAAAUUUCGACUGCACAAAAAAAUCAUGACCGC